This is a messenger RNA of Hansenula anomala, 324 nucleotides long. RefSeq names its product ribosomal protein P1 (gene RPP1A). The record is from RefSeq and is a predicted model, not a curated record. Gene Ontology annotation, cellular component: ribosome; cytosolic large ribosomal subunit. The transcript has a single exon. Lineage: Eukaryota; Fungi; Ascomycota; Saccharomycetes; Phaffomycetales; Wickerhamomycetaceae. Gene Ontology annotation, biological process: cytoplasmic translation; translational elongation. The coding region runs from base 1 to 324 and encodes 107 amino acids. Gene Ontology annotation, molecular function: ribonucleoprotein complex binding; structural constituent of ribosome; protein kinase activator activity.
AUGUCUGUUGAAUCAUCAUUAUCAUACGCUGCUUUAAUCUUAGCUGAUUCAGAAAUUGAAAUCUCAUCUGAAAAAUUAUUAGCUUUAACCACUGCUGCUAAAGUUCCAGUUGAUAAAAUUUGGGCUGAUUUAUAUGCUAAAGCUUUAGAAACCCAAGAUAUCAAAGAAUUAUUAACCAACAUCUCUGCUGGUGGUGCUUCUGCUGGUGUCGCUGCUGCUGCUCCAGGUGCUGCUGCUUCAACUGAAGAAGCUGCUGAAGAAGAAAAAGAAGAAGAAGCUAAAGAAGAAUCCGAUGAUGACAUGGGUUUCGGUUUGUUCGAUUAA